GUUUCCUGCCGGACUCAUUUACCCCGCGCACCAGCUGAAAGAAGCGCCGCAUUCUCACAUUUUAUCCAGUGAGGCAGCAGCACAGGUGAGUGUGGACACAUACUACAGCUCUUAUAGUACUUUAGAUCCCAGUAUUUAAUGUUCCAGUUUCACGGGCUAUCAAAUUGAUCUUAAACCUGAAUAACGGGCUGUAGCUUUGACUCCUGUAGUUUUGUGAAACAUGAUUUAAAAGGAAAGAUACGGAUGAAUGGAGCUAGCUAACCAAACAUAAGCUAGCGUUAGCAUCGUAUUCAGUUGUGCAAACACUGCCUUGAAGACAUCAGGCAAGAUUUAAGACUAUAAUCAACUUAAACUCAACUUUCUAACAGUUUAGAUGGAGGUUAGAAAACAGGAAAAGAGAAAACUGACCGAUUAAAAGAAAAGUAAAUACGACAAACGGUCUGAUUUCCGUCUGUUGAUAUGAACUGUCACUAUGACAACCACUUAGCGAGAGCAGACUGAUUAUAAAUAUACAAUUUACAGGUAAUAAAGUGACUUUAAAUGAACUUUGAAGCAUUUUAACUUUCAUACUUUUGCUGUAGAAUACAUGGAAGAAAGGAGGCUAUGAAGACCUCCGUCAGUAUAGGAAACAGGUCGGGUUUUAGUUCAUGCUGACUGGAGAUCCAAUAAGUCUCAUUUAGUAUCCAUGUUUAAACAGGUUUGUUAUAAAUUUGACAGAAAGUACAGGAACUGAGUUUCCAAACUCUCAGACCUGGACUCAUCCGGGCACAAAACUGGUUUCCAUUCAGUAUCAAGAAUGGACAUUACAUUCACCAACUUAAGUCAUAAACUGGGUCCCGGAGACUCAUUACAUUAAACAGCUAUUAACAUCACGACCUUUUUAUAUCACUAAUGUUUGCCUCGUUUUAGUUGUUACAUUGCUAUGUAGUGACUGGGAGAUUUGAAGAUAUCAAACAUAAACUCAAGACUGUUCUCUUUGAGAUGUAAUUUAAAAUACCAUGUAUCAUGUUUUAUAUUUUUAUUUGGUGACAUUUUAAAACUCUCUCUCUCCGAUUUCUUAGAUGAAAAUGAGAACCCAAUUGCACCCAUAGAUAUCUGUCAGUUAAUAAUCAAUCAGACGUAAUUUAUACUUUACAUACAGCAGUACUGUUACAGAUUAUGGUUGUUCACUGCACGUUACACGGUUACUUCAAGUUAAGGUUAUUUUUAGAGCUCAAUGAUUUAUCAGUGAUCAAUGAUAAAUAUGUUACAAAGGAGCAGGCUGGGUACAUUAUUUAAAAUAUAUUUAAAUCAUCUUUUUACUUCGUAACAGUAUAGAGAUGUAAUGAAGGGGGCUGCGCUUGCACAAGAGAGUAUCAGUACUGGUCAAUACUUGGUCUAAUUGCAGAUAUCAAGCUCCCAGGCAAAUAAUUUUGUAUUCACCAAUUGCAAUGGCUUUUAUAUAUCAGUAAUCAUAUGGUGGCAAAGUUAUACGUAAUUUUAUAUUUAGCUCAUUGAAGUGUUUUUACUUCUGGAAAUCAAAAAAUACCAUUUGCAGUAGAAAAAAAUCAUGAAAGAAUAGUGGACCCAUUAAUAUCCAUAAUGAUAAACUAGUAUUUUAUUUCUUCCUUUUGAACGAUUCUCAUUUUAGAAUUUGAUUGUAAUUGAACAGUCUGUUUUUCAAUCAUACUAUUAAUGAGAGAAAAGGUUGACCAAUGGCUGACAUAGAAGCUUGAUAUCAUGUUGUUGCUGUUUGCAUAAAGCAACAUGCAACAAUUUAAUACUAAGAAUGAGAAACACACUUGCCCUUCUUGAAUAAACAUUUCAGAUAGAUAAAUGAAUAGACAGAUUCAGACAGAAAGAUAUAUGACUGUUUAUUAUUGUCAUAAAAGAUUAAUAAUUUCUGUUCAGCUAUCUCUAACUAUAAAAAAGAAAAAGGCACAAGAUAAAUGCUUGAGUUGAAGGUACAAAAAGUAAUGUACAGUUUCAUUAUUAUCUACACGUGAAAACUGAAAUACAUGUUUUUUUUAGCCAGUAACGUUUUCUCUGAUGGAUUUUUAAUUAACUCAUAAAAGGACAAAACAUUAAAGUUUUCUAUUUAGUUCAAAACAUGAUUGAUUUUUCUGUCUGAAGCAAUAUUCAACCGCAUUAUUACAAACUUCAUAAUAGACUUUAGAUUAAACAGCAACUGUUUUAAAUUUAAAAUGGUGUCAUUUAGGAGGGGAGAAAUGUGUUUGCAUUAUGGAAAGAUGAUAGUUACAUUAGACUGUAAGGGCUGAUUUUGAUGUGAUGUUGAUUAUUUCAAAUUGCCAUAAAGCUGACCGUGUUUGUGGCUUUGUGUGUGUAUAAUAGAGGGAAAAGGACUUUUGUCUUGUGUAAAAGUAGGUUAAAUUAUAAGUACUUUUAAAAUCUGUGUAAUUGAAUUUGUGCUCACUCAAAGAUUGUGCAAUGACGGCCUGAUGACUUUAAUGCAGUUACCUAAGGUUUGAUGAUGAACGUGCAUUUGGAUAAUAGCUAGCAUUGUUGAAUUCCAUUAACUUUUGCAUAUUGUUUAAUUAUUUCUCUACAACAUGAUUGUUCAUUCUAUAAUGAAGAUCUCCUCUUUCUCUGUUCAUAACUGGAUGUAGAUGGCGACUACAAAGGUACCAGAGGUGCGGGACAUUGCACGGAUUGAAAGAAUCGGUAAGCACGCACAAUGACACUGGCAUCUUGAAAGACUUCUAUUAAAACACGCUAGUGGUUGCUGAAUGUCCCUUACGAAAGAUUGGCUCUGAUGCAUGCUGAUAAACUAUGUAUCUAUGGAAGGUUUUUCACCCUUUUCCAGCUGUGACUAAAAUGUACUUGUUUAUUUCUACUUUGUGUUCAGGGGCUCACUCUCAUAUUCGUGGCCUUGGUUUGGAUGAUGCUUUGGAGCCAAGACAGGUAAGAUUUAUUCUUUGUUAUACAUAAUCAAAGACUUGUUCUCACUGUGGUUGGUAUUGAACAGGUUAAUACCUAAAGAGAUAUAUUAUAGAGUUGAUCUUUGUCAGGAAAUUCUGUUUCCUUGGAUUUCAGUGUUUGCCAAGUAGUAGUUCACCCUCAGAUUAAUUGUUUUUGCUAAAGACAUUUUAAAUUAAAGCACAGAAAGGUAGACAUGGGGUCAUUCAAAUGUCUUGGUAAUGGCUUCAUGCUUACCUGUUCCUGUCUCUCCUGCAGGUGUCUCAGGGGAUGGUCGGCCAGCUGGCCUCUCGUCGGGCAGCGGGGGUCAUCCUGGAGAUGAUCAAAGAUGGUCACAUCGCUGGCAGAGCAGUGCUGAUCGCUGGCCAACCUGGCACAGGGAAGACUGCCAUCGCUAUGGGUGAGCAGCACACUGGAGGUUCUCCAGAACACAAUAUCUUCUCAUUAUCCUCCCUGGAAGUCGUCCUUUACUCCAUGUUGAUGUAAUUGAUUCAAGUGGUGUAUAUGUUCAAGCAAAAGUUCCUGCUCCCGGGUUCAAAUGAAAUUUUGUUUCCAUGCAGGUAUAGCCCAGUCUCUUGGCCCUGAUACACCCUUCACAGCGCUGGCCGGCAGUGAGAUUUUCUCCCUGGAGAUGAGCAAGACUGAAGCCCUGAGCCAAGCUUUUAGGAAAGCCAUCGGUGUGAGGAUCAAGUAAGUGAACAAACCCAGUGAUUGUGUCUUAGUUAAGUAGUAAAAAACAGAAAAAAAUCCUCAUUGUUUGAAAGGAAUCAAAGUUCAUUCAGUGGGUUUCUUUUUCAGAGAAGAGACAGAGAUUAUAGAAGGAGAGGUGGUGGAAAUCCAGAUCGAUAGACCAGCCACUGGAACGGUAGGUCGAAGCAACACGUCCACUCUUAAAAAAACAGAGUUACAGUGAAAUUUUUAAUCAUCUCUUUGCAAAAUCAUGAUAGAUCAACAAAUAGAAACAUAUAACCCAGUUGGAUACUCAAGAAAGAUUCUGCAUUUCAGGGUGCCAAAGUGGGCAAGCUGACCCUGAAAACAACAGAGAUGGAGACAAUAUAUGACCUGGGCAACAAGAUGAUUGACUGUCUCAGCAAAGAGAAGGUUCAAGCAGGGUGGGUGAAUUGUGCAGGCAGUGUUUUACACACAUACCUGUAUCAACCCAGGACUUUCUAAUAACCACAUCUGAUCUCAACUCCCUCUCUUUAUUUUCUUUUAGGGAUGUAAUCACUAUCGACAAAGCCACAGGAAAGAUCAGCAAGCUGGGCCGCUCCUUCACCAGAGCCAGAGACUACGACGCCAUGGGAGCUCAGGUAUCUGGUCUCUGUCACAUCGAGAGAAAAAACAAAAACUGCUGCAGACAAAAAUGAUUUAUUUUGUAUGUUUAACUGUGAAGGAAUAGAUCAUUUAUACCUAACAAAUUAAGUUAUUUUACUGGUCAUAAGUGUGUUUCUUCUGGGUUCAUCUGAAAAUAUUAUAUUUUCUGACCUAAAAAGUUGACCAAUGAGACUUUAAAUAUCCACAGGGAUGUUAUUUAUCUUGAUGAGCUCAGUCAGCCAUGUUGCUGAUUGUGUUGCUGUGCUGUGAGUGUUCUCCAAAGUAACAAUGUUGAUUAACUGAAAACUGAGAACAAUGUGCUGAGGAUGUGUUGUGUUGACAUUUUUCCUGGCAUCUUGUUGGGUUGGUGUAAUUUGAGUCAGGGAGGCUGCUGCCAGCUACAAGGGGCUGAAACCACAGGAAGUCAGCUGUAAUUUCCUAAGUAAAAACUGCAAUAUUGUUGCAUUAUCAUAAUUGUUAUGAUCCAGUUUGUUCCAUGUGUAGAGAUCAGAGGUGGCACCUGCAGAACGGUUUACUCUUCCUUGCAGACUGAAGUUAAACUGGCUACAAUUUGUUGUGAUGGUCUGAAACUAUCCUUUAACACUUCAUUUUGCUACCAGAUUUUGAAUAUGAGUGAGAAAGAGUUUAAUGAAAAGAAAUGACGUUCUGGAGAAGACUCCAAGUGGUGCUCUUUUACAAAGAAACUCAAUAAAACAAUCAAUCAUUUUAGCUGUUUGUAAAAAAAAAAAUAUAUAUAGAAUGUAUCGCAAGAAUACACAGAACACAGAGACGCUUAACAGAGUAGUGCUGGUACUGUUCUUCGAAAAGUCCAGUGGUUUUAAAUAAAUGAACUUCUUGAUGUAGAAAAUAAGAGAGCUAUAGCCUAAAGCAAAACAUACAAAUGUUUCUAAAGAGUAAACAAAUAUCAGAUAAUGAUGCAGAAAAGACAUGAAUUCAUGCAUAAAUAUUCACUAAAGAUCAAGGAAUCAAGUUAUUGUCAUCAUAGUUUCCUGGUCAAGGAAGAUCUCACAGAUCUGUACUCACUGAGUUUUCUGUGCUUGGUGGCUCGAGCCAAUCAGGCUUUGAUUAAACUAGCGUUAUUAGCACUAACUAUUCACAGUAGGUCAUUUAUUUAUGCAAUCAUACAUUCCAUAUACAUUAUGCUUCGUGCUCUGUGUUAUCUUGCUUUUGUCCCUUUUGACAGUUACAUCCCUGGUAUGUGCAGAUUGAUCCAGAAUACACGAUUCAAUAAACCUCAAAAACACAUCAAAACCACCACAGAGAUAAAACUGAGGAAGAAACAGGUUCCAGUGUUUCAACACAGCCUUCUGUUUUUACCCCAGUCUGCUGUUAUGGUCACAUAAUUAUAUUACAUGAAACAUCUCCUCUCAGCAUGAUCCAUUCAUUUCUGAAGAAUUAAAUAUGGUAAAUAGACCAUAAACUUAUUUGUAUUUUAAAGAGAAUCAGCUUUUAAAACUACUUUCCCUUGUAUUUUUUUUUCGUAUUAUUCUCUCGUCACUCAAGAAAAACCAAAGACAAAUUAUCAUUUUUCAGGCUGUGUGUACAUGUCCCUGAAAACACGCCAUUCCUUCAUUAAAUAGAACAAGUUUGCGUCAUUUCAGAGGUGGCUGAUCGUGCUUAGUUAUUUCUGUCUAUGCUGUCACAAAUUUAACCUUAAACAAUAGCAGAGUUUCAACAGCUAUUGACCUAUUGGUUUUUAGAAGACUCAAAAGUCUGGACUUGCUUGAAAUGGUUUUCUUAAUGUUUAAAAUUCUUUUUUUGCUGAUCUUUAGUCAGUUAAAUGAGCUGAAUUUUUUAACACUGUUAUUCUUGGUGUUGUCUCCGUAGACCCAGUUCGUCCAGUGUCCAGAGGGUGAGCUGCAGAAGAGGAAGGAGGUGGUCCACACGGUGUCCCUGCAUGAGAUCGAUGUCAUCAACAGCCGCACACAGGGCUUCUUGGCCCUCUUCUCAGGGGACACCGGAGAGAUCAAGUCUGAAGUCAGAGAGCAGAUUAACGCCAAAGUAUGCGAGUGGAGAGAGGAGGGCAAGGCAGAGAUCAUCCCUGGGGUACGCUCAUCUCUGUGUCCAUGUUUCUUUAUUCAUGUUAUUCCUGGGAUUUGACUUGACUCUUUCUCUGUUUGUGCUUUCAGGUGUUAUUUAUUGAUGAGGUCCACAUGCUGGACAUGGAGUGCUUUUCCUUCCUGAACCGAGCCCUGGAGAGCGACCUGUCUCCAGUCCUUAUUAUGGCCACAAACAGAGGCAUCACUCGGUAUAAUAAAAAAACAUCUUCAUCCACCUAUCACCUGAUUAUUCAAAUGUGAUUUACUCUAGGGGAGUUAUAGCAGGUGUUCUUAUGUGACUGAGAAAAAAUAACCUCCCACAUCUGUGUAUUAACAUGGAUUAAGAAAAUGCACUUACAACCCUGAAAUAGGGUGUUAAGGCCUUGCAUCAUUAUAGUUUCUUACAUUACUAUUUAUAGGUCACACAUAAUAACUAUGCAUGAAAUUUUUUUUGAAAAAUGUAUCAAACCUGCUGCUCACACCAUUUUAAGAGAUUUCAUGACUAUGAUGGUUUUGAGCUUCCUCUUUUCUAUAGAACAAUUACUGAUCUGAAUUUGUACCUUAAAUGCUUUAUCUAUAUAUCUAUAUCUCUAUAUAUACAAACACAAGACAAUAAAUAUAAAUAUAUAUACACAAGACAAAAAAAAUACUUGCAGAAAACGAAAAAAUACCCAUCACCUUGGACCUUAUCUUACUGCAUAGCCUUGGUGUUUGGCUGCAUGUGAUCAGUCUAUUGUAGAGAUGGGUUUAUGGUGUAUACUUGACUGAACAGCAUAGUGUCAGAUGUGACAUGACAGGUGAUGUAGGGAGCUUCUAACAGAAAAGGCUUUCUGACAGUCUAGAAAGUUUGAUAUUGAACCUGUUUGAUCAGUGAGUUGUGUGUUAGAGAAGAGAAGGGAUGAGCUUAGAUAAAAUGUGAUGCACAUCACAGAACUAUUUUUAAAAUAAUGUGUGAAUCGUGCACCAUGCAGUGAAGUCCGACAGACACUUUGCAGCAUCACACUGGGUCUCUGAUCUGUGAGAUAAACAUCAAUAAUGAAACGUAAGACAUGAAGCCCAAGAAUAUCCUCAAACAGCUACCAAACCGGUUCAGUCAUGUGUUCUGUCUGCAAAUGUGGCAGUUGAUGACCUUUCUGUGCAACAUCUUUGCAUUAGAAUUAAAAUGUUUAAUACAGUAGGCUACAUUUGAACAAAAGUAUAAAUAGAUCUUCAGCCCCCCAAUUUUUUCCCUCUAAACAAGGAAAUACUCAAAGUUUUGUAAGCCUUCAUCUGCUCAUUACAAAUAUUUUUUGGGUGUGAAUUUCUUUUUCAAACUGACUGUUGAAAGAUUUAAAAACCCACCAGAUUAAUCAUGUAAAAAUCCUGUAUGGACUAACCCAUGAUGGACGUAUCAACAACAGUUAAUACGCUUAUUGAUGGACCCAUGGUAGAAAAGCAUAAACUUGUGUUUUCUGAGCAGGUAUUAAUUCCUCAAAUUGCUGCAAAAAGUGUGAAUCCCAAAGAUGCUCUCAGACACAUCCUUCCUGUAUUUGGAUAAAUCAAACAAAUUUGAUGUGUCACUGUUUACUCUGAGCACUGAUUCUGGGUCUGGACUCUUUCCUCUUUCAGUAUCCGUGGCACAAACUACCAGAGUCCUCAUGGCAUCCCCAUUGACCUGCUGGACCGUUUGCUCAUCAUCGCCACCUCCCCGUACACAGAGAAAGAGACGAGGCAGAUCCUGAAGAUCAGGUGGGAGACUCAGUUUAUUGAACCCCAAGAGAAGUUCAUGGUUGCUUCUCCUAGGGUUUGUAAAAAGGAAGUAAACCUGCAUGUUUUUCUUUCAGGUGUGAGGAGGAGGAUGUGGAGCUCAGCGAGGAGGCUCACACUGUCCUCACCCGCAUUGGCAUGGAGACAUCGCUCCGCUACGCCAUCCAGCUGAUCAGCACUGCAGGACUGGUGUGUCGCAAACGCAAGGUGAGCUCAGUCUGGAUAAGAGGGUUGAAUCAAUGAAGUAAAUGUGUGUCAAAGUCAGUGUUGUUUGCAUUCAUACAAAGCCUUUUGAAGACUUGGAUAUGUCAUAUUUCCACAUUGGAGUGAGUUUCUGUUGCCUCAGUGUCGUUAUCUUCUGUGUUUUGUCUUCUGUAGGGGACAGAGGUCCAGGUGGAGGAUGUUAAGAGGGUUUACUCUCUGUUCCUGGAUGAGGCCAGAUCCUCUCAGUACAUGAAGGAAUAUCAGGAUUCCUUCCUCUUUAAUGAAACACGUGAGUCUACUGUUCACCCUCUCGGUCCCUGGUAGAGGCAGGAUGACUCUGCUCUGAAUCACACACAAAUGCAGUCUGUGUUGACGCUGAUGGGUACCAGCACAAGCAAAAUCAAAGUCAUAGAGGACAUUGAAAUGCUGAGACAGACUCAGAUAGGCCUGGGACAAUAACCAAUAAGCACAAUAAAUGAACAAUACAUUUUUCCAGCCUCGAUAUAUCGCCAUGUGCAUGCGUGUCUUUGUUUUCCUCGUCUCGCGCCUCCAAACACGGUAGAUAACAAGAGGGUCCACUCUGUGCAUCGGUCUAAGCACCUGGCACAAGCACACACACAGACAGGCAAGUGAGCCUCCUGAGGAGCAUGGAAGAGCUUAUUGCCAAACCAAAUGCCACAGCCCAGGUGUGGGAGUAUUUCGGGUUUAAGCCCAAUGAGCAAGGUGGGACCAUCAACACAGACGAGCCAGAAUGCUGACUUUGUUUAAAGAUGGUAGCGACAAAAAAGGAAACACGACAAACUUGAAUGUCCACCUCAAACACAAUCACCUGGUCGAGUUUGCCCAGCUGGGGAAAAAAACUGCACCCUGAGAUGCAGAGCCGUCAGCCCAACAGUCAACAUUUACUGAAGCGUUUGGUCGACAAAGCAACUCCAGUUGGGAUAGCGCAAAAUGUCCCAAAUGUCGACAGUAAUAUAAGUUAUCGUCAAUAAUUUGUGGUACAAUAUAUCGUCCAGCAAAGUUUGAUUUCGUCCCAGGCCUAGACUCAGAGGUCUCUUCUGGAGAAGUUUUUUUGUUUUGGCAUGCUCACUAAAAAUCAAACCCCAGUGAAGAUAAGAAAACAGUCCAAAAAAGUGGAGGGCUGCUCUAUUUUAACUCUCAUGUCUAGAGAGAGAAAUUACAAGGAGCAGAUAAACCCGAACCUUGAAAAAUAGAAGACAGAGAGUUUUUAUAAGUUACAUUUACAUAGGAAUUAAGCAAAGUUGGCAAAAAAUGUUGUAUAAAGUAUAUUUGUUUUUUUACGUUUCAGAAACAGCUCAAAUGGACACCUCAUAAUGAAGACAGCUGCUCUGUUUGUUACAGUUUGAAAUUUCUACAUUGGAAACCCUGAGGUUGGAGUCACUUCAGACCUGGAUUGUAUUAAAUUUGGAUUUUCUGUUAAGUUACCUCUAAAAUUUGGAUUAAAUGACCCGAUUCUUUAUUUUUUUAAAACCUUUUUUCCUCCUUGUUCAUCGCUUUAUUUAAAUUCAAAUUAAUCCAUGAGAUCCGACUCGACCCUGAAUUGACCUCAGCUCUGAUUGUCAUUGAGGCCUUGUGGCAGGAAUAUCAGUUCCUUCAGUGUUUUGUUCCUUUUUUCUUGUUGACUUUUCUUUACAUUGUUUAUUUUUAUGGAAAUAAAUAAAGGAGCUUUUCUAAGCACACUGUGA
This is a messenger RNA of Xyrichtys novacula (pearly razorfish), 9946 nucleotides long. The record is from the annotation of a GenBank genome assembly. Lineage: Eukaryota; Metazoa; Chordata; Actinopteri; Labriformes; Labridae.